This is a messenger RNA of Sphaerodactylus townsendi, 1977 nucleotides long. RefSeq names its product interleukin-36 receptor antagonist protein-like. The transcript has 9 exons. Bases 253 to 1035 code for a protein of 260 amino acids. Gene Ontology annotation, molecular function: cytokine activity. Gene Ontology annotation, biological process: positive regulation of gene expression; cellular response to lipopolysaccharide; cytokine-mediated signaling pathway. NCBI's taxonomy places the organism in Eukaryota, Metazoa, Chordata, Lepidosauria, Squamata, Sphaerodactylidae. The record is from RefSeq and is a predicted model, not a curated record.
ACAAAACACAGGCAUGAUCUGAUUUGCAGCAUGGUUUCCGACAAACAGCUGCUGCUUCCUCUAAUGGAGUUUUUAUCUUUACGAGUGGGAAGUUGAACUUUGUCUCAUCUCGGACCUCUUCCGCUCAGGCACAGCCAGAUGAAAGUGGGCACGCAGCUCUUCCGCACACGGACCUCACUCUGUUCUUAGCUAAGUCAGUCUCCAGGGAUUGAAGCAACAUUCAGAAGGCCUUCUGCUCUCUCUCCCGCUAAGAUGUUGCUCGUGAUCUUUGUCUUCGAGUCUCUUUCUUGCCGGAGUGCGACUGCCCGUGGUGUAUAUUUUCCACAUGUUCCAAAUAUGGACAAUGUUCACGAAGCAGUCUCCAGUGUGCCUGAAGAUGUGAUCGAUGAGACAGGAUCAGCCUUCACUGAAAAGAUGAAGAGCAUCACCAAGCAAAUGGGCACGAAUUGUUCGAUAUGCUCUGUGGAUAUGCAGCAAUUUCAGCUUCCAGAAGGGAAGAAGAACCUGAGCUUUUCCCCUUGGGAUGUCAACCCCGACCUGGUGGAGUUGUUCUCUGCCUUCUUCCAGCCAGAUAGACUACCGCUAAGCAUGGUUGUGAGCAGGCCUGGCCUCUUCACUCUGCGUGAUAUUCACCAAAAAGUGGUCCGUAAAGUACAUGGCCUUCUAGUGGCCUCUCCACAAACCAAGAAGGAAUUUUCAGCCAAAAUUAGUGUGGUACCCAAUCCAAACAUGGAUCCUAGCAAGUUUCCAAUUAUCAUGGGCAUUGACAACGGCACACGCUGCAUUUCUAGUGGGAUGGCAUCCCGGCCAGUGCUGAAGCUAGAAAACCGGAGAAUCCUGGACUUGUACCGUAACAGUAAUGAAGCCAAGCGUUUCACUUUCACCACCUCUUUCAAGGACAACACACAACGCUUCGAGUCAGUUGCUUUCCCAGGCUGGUACCUGAGCACAUGUCGCCACAGCAACAGGCCUCUGCAGUUAACCAACCGUCUUGGGGCAGAAAAAAUCACUGAUUUCUACUUCAGGAAGGUUUAAUCAGCCUGUACUGGCUCUGGGUGUCCAUCUUAGUCUCUCUGAUUGAGCCUCUUGGUGCAAAUGAAUUCAGGAGUAGUGCUUGGAUAUUUUCUGACCAUUUCCUGCCUCUUAGGAAAAAGAUGGCUUUGUAUCUUGGUGGCAUUCAGCAGUUUCCACCUCCUUCAAAUUCAAGACAGAAAAUUUUGUAUGUGAGGAUGAAGCACAUAUGCCUUCUGCAGCAAACUGCUGCCCAAAUGCCCAAGAGACUGUGCAGUUUGUGGAGGGAAGUUUCAGAGGGUAGCUGUGUCAGUCUGCAGUUGAAUAGCCAACAAUUUCAUACCUGCUUCCAUGACUAUUAGAAAUGAACAACCCCCAAAUGAACACCUGCAAGCACAAGAGUCUUCUGGAAUAAUCCUUGAAGGGAGCAAAAGAAUAUUUGAGCUGCAUCUUAUUUAAUUGGGUUGCUUUUGUUUAUGAAGACUUGAUUGGAGCUGAGUUUGAUCCCUGGGCCUUUAUAGAAAAAAUGGAUGGGAGGAGGGGGGAUUGCUCAACCUUUUCUCAUCUCAUGUCUGGGAGGAGGGUUAAUUGUGAUUCCCAGUGCUAAAAUUAUGCUCCUUUCUGGUUCCUCUUCAAGAUUUGGUCAUCAGUACUGGGUGAUCCGACAAUGGUCAAAGCACUUCCGGAUGAAGUUAUGUCAACAUUUUGAAGACUUUCUGCAAUUUCUCCAUUUAGUGAUUUCUCAGUAGUGGGAUUUAGUCAUAAUGGAAUCACAAAACAGACUGACUUCCUCUUUUCCUCCCAGAGUAGGGGAAACAAAGUCGAGAAAUGGCAUCUAAGGGGAGGGGUCAUGGCUCAGCUACAAAGAAAAAGUGUUGCAUGCAAAAGGUUCCAACUGAAGUCUCUGGCAUCUUUAGUUAGCAGUUACCAGGGGGCAUACAUUGAAAAUGCUGGAGGGAAGCAUUA